This is a messenger RNA of Gymnogyps californianus (California condor), 4668 nucleotides long. It is a transcript of the gene CAPN7, whose product is annotated as calpain 7. Lineage: Eukaryota; Metazoa; Chordata; Aves; Accipitriformes; Cathartidae. The transcript has 21 exons. Gene Ontology annotation, molecular function: calcium-dependent cysteine-type endopeptidase activity. Gene Ontology annotation, biological process: proteolysis. The record is from RefSeq and is a predicted model, not a curated record. Bases 1 to 2442 code for a protein of 813 amino acids.
AUGGAUGCCACCACGCUGGAGCUGGACGCGGUGAAGUUCGCGCAGCUGGCGGUGCAGCGGGACCAGAGCGGGCGCUACCAGGAAGCGGUCUUCUACUACAAGGAAGCUGCACAAGCCUUAAUUUAUGCUGGGAUGGCAGGGUCCAACUUGGAAAAUAUUCAAGAAAAAAUAAAUGAGUACUUGGAGAGAGUUCAAGCUCUCCAUUCAGCAGUUCAGUCACAGAACACAGACCCUCUGAAGUCAAAACAACAGUUGGACUUGGAGCGUGCUCACUUCCUAGUUACACAGGCUUUUGAUGAAGAUGAUAAAGGCAAUGCAGAAGAAGCUAUAGAGUUGUACACAGAAGCGGUGGAACUCUGUUUGAAAACAGCUACUGAAACUUCAGAAGCAGGCCUUCAGUCAAAACUGAAACAGCUGGCUCGACAAGCACUGGAUAGAGCAGAGGCACUGAAGGAGUCUGUGUCAAAGUCAUCUCAGAAGGAGAAGUCCACUGCAGCUAAACCAAAUCAGCCAGUGAGAACAUUCUUUCCAUUGGGACCUGAUUUUUCUUUGAAUGAUAAACCGCAGACAAUCAGAGCAGUACAAGCUAGUGAAUCUCAAGGUCAGAGGUACACUGCAGAGGAGAUUGAAGUACUCAGGAAGACUUCAAAAAUUAAUGGCAUUGAAUAUGUACCUUUCAUGAGUGUUGAUCUAAGGGAACGUUUUGCCUUCCCUAUGCCAUUUUCUGAUAAAUGUGGGAAGUUACCAUUAUCCCCCAAACAGAAAGCAAUGUUUGCCAAGUGGGUGCGACCAGAUGACAUAACAAAUAACCCUACGAUGAUUUAUACUGUAUCAAGUUUCAGCAUAAAGCAGACAAUAGUGUCAGAUUGUUCUUUCGUGGCAUCACUAGCUAUCAGUGCAGCAUAUGAAAGAAGAUAUAACAAAAAAUUGAUCACAAGUAUAAUUUACCCUCAGAAUAAGAAAGGAGAACCAGAAUAUAAUCCAUGUGGCAAAUACAUGGUGAAGCUUCAUAUCAAUGGUGUACCUAGAAAGGUAAUCAUAGAUGACCAGUUACCUGUUGAUCAUAGUGGGGAACUUCUCUGCUCUUAUUCUAACAAUAAGAAUGAAUUAUGGGUGUCGCUAAUAGAAAAGGCUUACAUGAAGGUCAUGGGAGGAUAUGAUUUUCCUGGAUCAAAUUCUAAUAUUGAUCUCCAUGCACUGACUGGUUGGAUACCUGAAAGAAUUGCUAUGCACUCUGACAAUCAAGCUUUCAAUAAAGAUAGUACUUUCAGAAUGCUUUAUCAGAGAUUUCACAAGGGAGAUGUCCUUAUCACAACAGCAACAGGGGUGAUGUCUGAAGAGGAAGGAGAAAAAUGGGGUUUAGUUCCAACCCAUGCAUAUGCAGUCUUGGAUAUAAGAGAAUAUAAGGGACUUCGAUUUCUUCAGUUGAAAAAUCCCUGGAGCCACUUACGUUGGAAGGGACGAUACAGUGAAAAUGACACAAGAAAUUGGACCCCAGAUUUACAAAAAUACUUGAACUUUGAUCCAAGAACAGCUCAGAAAAUAGACAAUGGCAUUUUCUGGAUUGCCUGGGAGGACCUGUGCCAGUACUAUGAUGUUAUUUAUUUGAGUUGGAACCCAAGUCUUUUUAAAGAAUCUACAUGUAUUCACAGUACUUGGGAUGCAAAGCAAGGUCCGGUGAAGGAUGCCUACAGCCUGGCCAAUAAUCCUCAGUACAAGCUAGAGGUCCAGUGUCCACCAGGUGGUGCUGCCGUCUGGGUUCUGCUUAGCAGGCACAUCACAGAUAAGGAUGACUUUGCACACAAUCGGGAAUUCAUUACAAUGGUUGUAUACAAGACUGAUGGCAAAAAAGUUUACUAUCCAGCUGAUCCUCCUCCGUAUAUUGAUGGUAUUCGGAUUAACAGUCCUCAUUAUCUGACCAAGAUAAAGCUGACCUCUCCAGGGCCCCAUACAUUUACCUUAGUGGUGUCCCAGUAUGAGAAACAAAACACUAUCCAUUACACCAUCAGGGUGUAUUCCUUGUGCAAGUUCACCUUUUCCAAGAUUCCUACACCUUACACCAUUUCCAAACGGGUUAAUGGACAGUGGAAAGGUCACAGUGCUGGAGGAUGUGGAAAUUUCAGAGACACCUACAAAAAUAACCCCAUUUAUCAAUUCCAGCUGGACAAGAAUGGACCGUUGCUAAUUGAACUACGGGGACCAAGGCAAUACAGCGUUGGUUUUGAACUCGUCAUGGUCUCGACUGUAGGAGAUCCUGGUUCCUAUGGCUUUCAGAAAAAGAGCAGUGGUGACUACAGGUGUGGAUUUUGCUACUUGGAAGUGGAGAACGUAUUUGCUGGAGUUUACAACAUUAUCCCCACCACAUUCCUGCCUCAACAAGAGGGUCCUUUUUUCUUAGAUUUUAACAGUGCUACUCCUGUUAAGGUAUCACAGCUGCAGUGAGGAGACAGAUCUGUGCAUUACCAUUUAAGGAGGUGUUCUUGAUCUGUCCUACAGUCUGAGAACAGGUGAAUAACUCUUACUAUACAUAUGCAUAAAAGAAAAUUACAUUCUAAGUUAUAGCCAAAAGCAUGGAAUCACUGAUUUGCCAGUUAAUUGUAGUAGACAGUUAGCUGUGGUUUUUGCUGCUAUGGUGUUCGAGUGAGCACUGUUCAACAGGCUCAUGAAUGGGCUAAAAUGCUUAUAUUCAAAUGAACUGGCAGAACUCAGUUUAUUGCAGUUUUUCCACACUUCAAAGUCUAGUAAGUUAAGAGAAAAACUAACAUUGAAAUUCUCUUCUCCCAAAAUACAGGGUCUAUGGGUUUAAGAUUUUAUUCUUAAAAGUAAACAUGUAAGAAAAAAUAUUCUUGUGUAUUCUGCUUAUUCAGUCUCAGGACCAAAUAGCUUUUACUACAUAUUUGUGCUGCUAUUUAUCUUGAAUGUUUUCAGCAUUGAACUAGUUCUCACAUCUAAAUGUAAAUUUACUACUGCUGAGCAGGUAGUAUUUCAGACUAACAUGCUCAGCUUAUCUAGAAUAUGUAUAUAGGAGUAAAGGAAAAGGAAGAUUCCUGCUUUACCUAUUUCUAAAAGAAAAGCGAUGGCUUCACUCAUGUUACAUGUACUUUGAGAGCUGUUAUUUCAUGUCUGUAUUACUUUACACAUAAUAUUACAGCACAACGUACUCUAUGGCUUUCUUCCUACUAGCUGCAAGACCUAGCUUGAUCCAGAUCAGCAGUAAAAUCAGGAGGUUAGCCAGCAGUAGCGUACAAACAGCGCAGCACACCCUUUGUGAAAGGUUUUCAUCUACAGGUGCACUGUAAGAUUCUCUGUACCUACUGAGGUAGUCUCAUUGGCUGGUGAGAGGAGAUAGGGAACUACCCACCACCAGCAUCCCAGCAAAGAAAUGUUUUAUUCUUAUCAUUUUUAUAAGUAUUCAGCCUGUAGGGGAAGGAUCAUUUAAACCUCUCCCUCUAAUAAACCACAGCCACAAGAAAUGCAUUUGCUGCUCCCAUUAUACAAGACAUCUUUUAAAAGGUACCUUUUUCUUUUAAGUUGAAACCAGUGAAUGAAUUGAGCACUUGGCCAGUGUCAUCAAUAGGAGUAGGGUCAGAGUUCUUAAGAAAAUAGUGGAAGUGGGAUUAGUCCAGAAUAAGAUUUUUUUAGACGCCUACUAUCAGUGCUCGUCCUCCAGGAGAUCUAUAUACAUUGUAUCUGAAGAGGCUUAAAGAUAACCAAGUUUUUCUUUUUAAUUUAAAUACUAACUGCCUCACUGAUGCUAAAAUGCAUUGGGUUUUGUCCUUUUACAAAUGGCAGACUUAAAAUUCCACUAUAUUUGGCAGUUGGGGGAGGAUGUUUUUAAAACAGCCAUAGGAGGUUCUUUGCCAUUCAGGUUGGUUUGACGGUUUUCCAAGCAAAAAGGUAGCAUUUAAAUCUUAUUGUAGAGCACAGGUGCCAUUUGGUCAUUGGGAAACUGAGCACACAUGCUACAGGAGCACCAGAAAUAUUACCUGUGGGCUAAAAUUGUUCCCGUAGAAGUCUGCUCUUAGCCCUCUCCAGAAAGUACAAGAUCCUUUUGUUUCAUUUCCUUCAUCAGACAGCUGCUUUUAACAAAUGUCUAGCUUUAAAAGGGCAUGGAAAACACAUGCCUUUCUGACUGCAGUUCUCUCAAAGACCAUCUGGGCUAGGAAAUUUGUGACAAGUUUGUCACAGUGUGACUUACCUUCUUUUGCAGGGAAGUUACUGAUGAUUAUUGCAACAAAUCAACAGAGGGAACAGCAUGGGCACAAGCUGAGCAAAAAAACAGAUUAGGUUCUUUGUGGUUAUCCUUGACUUUUGGGAGUACGCGCCAAGGACUGCUUCAUCCCUACAAAAUUAAAAUUUCAUUCAACUCACAUUUUCCCUACAAAUUUAUGUUAAGUUUUUAGCUCGGGCUAAACCAGAGUGGCAAUGGAGUCCCGCAUAUAUUUUAUCACCUAUGAAGUUAGAGGUAGUUAGGAAGUCUCAACUGUGUAUCUUUUUGACAGUACAAAAGGCAGAUGCCGGAACUGCCAGCUUUCAGUACUGAAUUCUUGCACAUCCUCUGCUGUUUGAGAUCAAGCUGGUAGACUUGCCUACAGUAAAAUCUGUUGUUCGUCUUCUGUAGUUGGUUUCUACUCUGCAGGAAGGGGGUUUUCUUUCUUCCUCUCCCCC